Messenger RNA from Lytechinus pictus (painted urchin), 4670 nucleotides. Its product is annotated as dnaJ homolog subfamily C member 22-like. The record is from RefSeq and is a predicted model, not a curated record. Gene Ontology annotation, cellular component: membrane. Bases 339 to 1412 code for a protein of 357 amino acids. NCBI's taxonomy places the organism in Eukaryota, Metazoa, Echinodermata, Echinoidea, Temnopleuroida, Toxopneustidae. The transcript has 4 exons.
AUUGUCUUCUGCUGUACCUUUGACCCCGCACCAAUGCACAGCUGACAUGUGUACUUGUUACUACGCAGAGAAAUACUUCGGUCCCAUGCGUUUCGAUUCAUGUAGAGUCAACUUGCAACUUUAAGAACGCUAUUGAAUUCAAGUAAUGUUUUCGAAGUUUUAAAAGCUAGAAAAUUGGAAUUGAGCUUGCCUACACAGAGCACAUUCCUGCCAGCCUUGUGUGAACAAACAACGCCAUUAUUUUACCCGGUGAUAUGGUAUCAGGCACCAAGAGCUCAUUUUCAUCAAGGGGAUGAAGCACUGCCCUAAGAGAAUCAUUUGCCAUUAGAACAGAGACCAUGGUGAAGAAGAGAAGUAUUGCCUACUUCCUAUGGUUAGUAGGUGGUUGGUUUGGACUUCAUCAUUUCUACCUUGGAAGGGACAGACAUGCAUUUGUUUGGUGGUGCACAUUAGGUGGAUUCUUUGGACUUGGAUGGCUCCGAGAUCUCUUCUGUAUUGGGCGUUAUGUUGAUACAGCAAACGAUGAACCAUCUUAUGUUGAAUACUACACAGAGCUCUUAAGAAAGGGCAGGUAUCCAUCUUUCAGUAUAUCCAGAUUUGCGGGUCAACUUUUUGUCAGCGCAUUCUUUGGAUUGCUUGCAACCUCUGCAGUACCUAACGAUGUCGCAGAUGUUUUCCCCAUCCUGCGACCACUUCUUGCCCCAUUUGCUGUAGCCCUAGGAGUGCAUUUGGUUGGAAACAUUGGCAGAGAGGAAGGGUCAUUGAAAAAUGCUCUUAUUGGAGCAUAUAUACCAGGUAUUCUUCUGUAUGCUGACCCCAAUAAUAUAGUGUAUCUAUCAAUAUGCAGUGCUGUUUACUUCAGGAAAAGUGUUGCCUAUAGGCGGACACCAGAAAGAUGGAAAACAGAAGACAUAUGUGAAAGGAUAGUUAUCUUAGGAUUAGCUGGAGCUUUAGUGUGUACUGCUUGGGGCUGUGCUAUAUAUUACAACAUGUCUGUGACCACUGCCGAAGGAGAGACCAUCUAUGUAAAGGAUGCCCUCACACAUUUCUUUGAGUCACCUGCCUGGAAGGACUUCAAGGAAGUGAUUGGACAAAUCUGGAAGUUGAUUCAGGAGCGAGGUUGGAAGGAGGCUUAUAAUGAGUUUGUUGAAGCCUUGGAUCCGGAAGGAGAAGCUGCUGCUCAUAAGACUUUAGAGUUAGAGGAAGGAGCAAGCCAAGAAGAAAUCACUCAGCGAUAUCGUAAACUAGUGCGUAAAUGGCAUCCUGAUAAACACAAAGGUGAGAAGAAGGAAGAAGCUUCUAUUCGUUUUAUGGAGAUACAGGAAGCUUAUGAGAGACUGUCAACCAUCAACGCUCGCAGGGCUAGUCAUAGGAAAGAACAUAGCUUUGAAGACGAACCAAGAAGGUAUUAAAGAUUAACAGAGAAAGCAUUCAAAAUUAGUGAAAGGAAAACAUCUGAAGGAAAGCUCAAAGGAAUGCAAUAUUAAAAAAAAAAAAAAUUCAUUCUAUCAUUGAGCUUACCAAACAAAUAAAUAGCUGUGCCUUUAAAGAAUGAAUGAACCAAUGGGGUUUGAUGAAUUCAAAAUAGAUCCACGAAUUCAGGAAUUUUGAACAUGAAAAGAAAAUCAUGUAUAAUGAUGAUGACAUAACUGGUAUCAUCAUCAUGUAUAGAUUUUUAAUUUGAUGUAAUUUUCUAAAUGUUGUAAAUUAUCAGUCUUGAAGGUUUUCUUCAAAACUUGUUAUGCAAUAUGCCACUUUCGUAUAAAAUUGCUAUGUUUCAAUGUUUACAGUACGAGUAAGUAUAAUUAUAUAUUUUAUGUGUGAUAGUACUGCUCAUAUUAAUAAUUCCAUUGUGAUGAAAUAUUGUAUAAAUAAUUUGUGAUCUUUAGUUAUUAUAUUUCAUUUUUUGAAUUAAUAAGUUUCUAGUGCUUUUAUUACAUGUAUAUUUUGCCAAGAAACAUUCCAAAAAGUCAAUGUAUCAAUGCAUUGUCUAUCAGAAUAUUCAUAGUUAUGCAUAGGCAGGGAAAGGUUCUUUAAAAAAAAAGAUUGCAUUUUUACGAGGAUAAGUCACUCUAAUCAAGGUGAUUGUUGGGUAAAUAACUGAAAAUGAAAACAAAUAAAUUCCUGUCUUGAAUAUUUUAUAGAUUACGAGUUAAUCUUAUAUUAAGUUGCUGUGCUAUCACCAAGCUCAGUUUAUGAACUUUAUGCUUACUACUUCCAUCUUUUGGAUGUCUGUCGUUUAAUUGCAUGAUUUGACCCAGCCAAACAUAAACUCUUUUAUGGCGUCUGAUCAUUCUAGGUUUGUUCAUGAAAUUGGGAGCCAUAUUUAUGAUCCUCAUAUGAAGUUAGUGGCUCAUUUCAGCCUUCCUUUAAAAGUUUCUUUUUAAUUUAGAUCAAUAACAUGUAUGUUUCACUGCAUGUGUGAUACAACCACAUUUUAGUUUCAGAUGGAUACACCCCCAACACCCCCCCCCCCCUGACUCUUCAUGGGCAGAUCAAGUACAGGCAGUAUAAAACAUGGUCUACUUGGUGUAAACUUGCUGAAUGACACACUUGACAAAUUAUCACAGUGGGUUUUAACCAAAAAAAAGGUCAUCUGAUAACCCUGAUUCAUUUAGCUUGUUAGAUGCUAUCAUUUAUAGGCCACCCAAAUGAUGGAAAUUGAUUAGUUAUUAAAAGAGCACAUUAAUUGUUCCAGCAUUAUUAUUGAUAAAAAUUUAAUUAAAGGGGCUACAGUAUUUGAUGGCAGAGAAGAAAUCAAGGCUAUGAGAGAACAAAUAAACAACGUCUUGAUUAUAAAAAAAAAACCAUGAUUGUAUGUAUGAUUUGCCAAAGACCUGUUACUUUAUAUUAUGAAUAUGAUUAUAAUGCAUUUCUACCUCCUUGUAAAAAAUAAUAAGCUUUUAGAUAUUUAAACAAGAAGAAGAAACCAAUCCUCCAUGUUGUUACUGGUUUAGUACAGGAAAGUGCCCAAUGUGAUAGUAUCAUAUUCAACCCCAGGGGGGGGGGGGCACUUCCAUUGACGAGUGGAUACCAUGCGUGUCCAUGGGGUUUCGGAAAGCACCCUAAACAAGUAUUUGCAAUGUUCUAAAAUUACACCCUUGACAAGUAUCUCCUUAAUUUGACCCCCUAAACAAAUACAGCAAUAUUUUAAUUAUGUCACGGACAUGAUCACAUACGUAGGCUUUACCUCGGGUUUAGUAACGCCCCACCUCCCACACCUCGGUCAAUGCAAAUCGGACACUAAAUACGUAGUGUUGGGGAAAAAAGUACAUCCUUUACAAAGCAUGUUAGUCUUUUUAUACCCACUCACUUAGACCGUAAACACAGCUUUCCUUGCAAAAUAUAUACCUUUGGUCAGUAUUUUGGGAUUUUGACACCCUUAUUACGUAACGUGCCCAAUCUUCAAAAAGAGAUCCUUUUUACACAUUUCUUUGAACACACAUGAUAUCCACUUGUCAAUGGAAGUGCCCCCCCCCCCCCCCAUAUUCAACAUGUACAUUUAUUAUGUAGAGGGUGUGUGUGUGUCCAGGGUAUUAUAUUCAAAGUAGAUAUAGCAAGAAGGAAAUCAUAGCAUGACAAUCAGUUUAUUAAGAAAAAUUAGGGUGUCAUACUGGAACAUUUUAGCUAGUAUAUGCCAUCAUACAUAGGCUAUUACAAGCCAUUUCCAUUCGAGAAUUUGUGAAACAAAUUAUUUUAUUUAUUUGAUAUACAUAGUACUACUCUGAUAUUCAAGAUUUUAUUCUAAUCCUAUGCAUAACAAAGGUGGAAAAAUUUUCAUGCCAUUUGUAUCACGUUUCUGUAUUUCAGUACUUUUUCAUAAUGGGGGCUCAUAUUACCCCCAAAAAAGAGAAAGAAAAUAAUAUGAAAUGUUUUAAUUCUGUGAAAAAUGGGAUUUUGGAAUCAAGCUACAUUAAAAAAAAAAGGAAAUUAAUUCUAAUAAUAGUCACUCUGAAGUAGUUUUUAUAAGCAAACAAAACUGCAUGUAAGUCUGCAUAACUCUAUAUUUUCAUUGUCCAAAAAAAAAUGUCAGUAAAGGUCAUUUGUGUUAGCUUUCAUAGGAAUGGAUUAUUACAUGUAUUUGCUGAUCCCAGAAUUUGUACAUUUACCUGUAAUAGAGACUUCUUUUGGGAUAAGCAAACUUAUUAUACCAGCCAUAAAUUCUUUGGCCAAGUGUAGCUCAAUCUCGGGCAACAAUGUCAGGCCAGGGAAGGUGAGAUGACUUUGCCAUAAAGUUGGUUUCCAGUGGCAUUACAAUAUGUCAUGCCACUCGAAACUAACUUAUGGUAAAGUGAAAGUCAUCUCACUUUCCCUGGCCCGACAUUGAGCUAAGCUUGGGUAAUCUCUGCUGGUCACAAAUCAUCUUCUACUCUGGGUGAUUUGCAUCCGAAUGGAUUCAAAUUCUCUUUAAAAAGUGUCACCCAUAUAUGACUUAAAACAGGUCUGCAAAUCAAACCAUCCACUUUUUUUCUUCAGCCAUUUAAACAUGCAAUUUUUUUAUAAGUUUAGUUACGAUUAGAUCUUUAAAGAGUAUAUUAAAGUAAAGAAUGAUAUGUAUGAAUCAUAUUAUAGAACAUGUAGUACGAUUCAUGUAAUUUGUAUUAUUGCUUUCAAAACUUUAUGAUCAUGUGUCUUGAACUUGAUUAAAAUUAAUGGUGCCUUGCCUUCUA